Dictyostelium purpureum is the source of this 627-nucleotide messenger RNA. RefSeq lists its product as uncharacterized. NCBI's taxonomy places the organism in Eukaryota, Evosea, Eumycetozoa, Dictyosteliales, Dictyosteliaceae. The record is from RefSeq and is a predicted model, not a curated record. The transcript has 3 exons. The coding region runs from base 1 to 627 and encodes 208 amino acids.
AUGAACAUGGAAUUUGCGAUAAAACAACAGAUAUUUGCAAAUAAGCAAGAAUCAGUCACCACAUUCAAUCAAAUAAGAAUUAAUGAAGACAAUACCAAUGCAAUAAUAAAAUUAAUAUUAGAAAAAGUAAACGAUAAAGAUAAAGGUUUCACAUUUGCAGGUAAUCAAUUCACAGUUACAAAAGGAGGAUUCAAAUUAUCAUUAUCAAUUUCAAACUGGUUAUUCAAAAGCAAUAUCAAUACAUCCCAAGUACAAAUGACAUCAGACAUACUUUAUGUAGGAUUCCAACAAUAUCGAGAAAUCAAUAAUCCAUCAUCUUAUAAUAUGGCAAUCGAAAUACUCAAAUCAAAUAAUUUUAAAAUAACACCCAUCUCAAAACCUCUACAAUCAACAACUAACUUUACAGAUGAUCAAAUUAAAAGAAUUGCAUGUGAAAUGAGUGAUAUUAGUUAUGAUUUGGUAGAAGGAAUUAAAGUUUGUACCCUUGAUGAAACAAUAUAUACAUAUCUCUUAGAUUCAGAUUCAAAAGAGAAAUAUAUUCAAGAUAAUAAUAAAUCUCCAGUUAUGUGUAUACCUCGUAAACCUCAUGCAAAUGGUCUUUUAAGCUUAUGGUUGGAACCUUUUUAG